CAUUCCUCGACCGGGCCCAAAGGGAAACAAUUCAAGUGGAUUGUGUGGCCGUUUGUUGGGCCGGGCUAAGUGGCGCGAUUGUGUGCUAUCGGCGGGUGAGCGUGAGCCCAUUAGCAUUGCAAAUCGGCACCGCUCUCCGUUCUGAUCCCUGGCAAAAGAGCACCGGACGUGUUUUUAUACGCGAUUGUUUUCCAAUGCGUCCGUUUUGGCGCAUCACUCCAGGCCCCCUCGCGUGAUGUCGCACUUUUGCGGCGCCCUCGUAGGCGGACGCUGGCGUCACGUGACACGCGGUGCCAGGUCCAGAGGGGGGCACCGGGGGGCCCCUCGUCUCUCUCCGUGUCAGUCCGCUUGUCAUCGCCGCCUCGUAUGCCGCUCACGCCUCCCGCUGAGCCCGGUAACAACGCUCAUGUUUAUUUUUCCGGAUCUCGAUGAUGAUUUUGUUUCGAUUAAGUGUUUCAUUUUUUAAUUUUAAAGCCGAUAUGUGGACAGUUCUUCGAGGAGGGCGCGAGAAACUCGACCGCUCAAGUGUUGUCAGUUGUCGCUUGGGGACGAACGCUUCAAAGCGAAGACAUUUUCAGUUCAUGUAGCUUUGACCUCGUCAAUUUCAUCCAUUUUCUUCUUUUUUGUGUACAUCAUAGAUAGAUGCAUAGAUCAAGAUAGAGCCUGGAUCUUCUUUCUAUGCCAGCAACUUAUAUCGACGGGCAGAAAAAUGAAAUGUUCCGCCAUCCGCACGGUACCAGAAACAGGCUGGAGUCGUGCGAACGAAUCAGCUUUCGACCCGGAGCAAAAGAUGAGCUGGGCCUCGUUCUACGCGCUCAUCAGCGGCGUCAACAGACACUCGACGGGAAUCGGUCGCGUUUGGAUCUCCCUGCUGUUCAUUUUGCGCAUCCUGGUGCUGGCGGUGGCGGCCGAGAGCGCCUGGGGCGACGAGAAGUCGGCCUUCGCUUGCAACACCCAGCAGCCGGGCUGCGACAGCGUGUGCUACGACCACUUCUUCCCGGUCUCUCACGUCCGCCUGUGGGCCCUGCAGCUCGUCCUGGUCUCCGCUCCCGCCCUGCUCGUCGCCACGCACGUGGCCCACCGGCGCCGCGCCGCCCGCCGCCUCUGCGAGCUGUCGGGCAAGAGCAACCCCAAGGACCCGGAGCAGAUUCGGCGCCAGAAGACGGAAAUCACCGGUGCCCUCUGGUGGACGUACGUCAUUAGCCUGUUGUUGCGGGUGGCGCUGGAGGUGACCUUCCUGUACGUCUUCUACGCGAUCUACCCCGGAUUCAAGAUGAUCCGCCUGGUCAAGUGCGACUCGUACCCGUGCCCCAACACGGUGGACUGCUUCGUGUCCCGGCCCACCGAGAAAACCGUCUUCACCGUCUUCAUGCUGGCCGCCUCGGGCGUCUGCGUGCUGCUCAACGUGGCCGAAGUCGUCUUCUUGGUGGCCAAGGCCCGCGGCGGGCACGGGGCCGACGCCACCGCCGGGGCUUGGCUCCAGCACAAGCUCGUCGUGGGCAAAUGGAGCUAACGCUGCAGCUAACGGGCAAGUGAAUAUUUCAUACGCACCAAAGCGGUGGGUCGGCUCAGCGGCUUCACGAGGCCUAUUGUGGAGGGGGUCGGGUGGGAGUCCUCCCCUUCCACUAUCAUUUUGUUGUCAAUCUUUGGCGCAUUCAGUCCCCCGAAACAAUUUUGUAGGUAAUAAAAAAAAAUAUUGGCGAUUCACCCCACCCCAGCCCCCCUUUGUCAAGAUUUGGGUGGGGGGGGGAUUUAAAAAAAAAAGAAAAAUACCCCGACCCCAUAAAUCGUGGCCCCCCCCCACUAUACUACGCCGACAAUGCACGUGUGCAUUCUUAAAUCAGCCUUGGGAAACGUUUUCAACUGAAGGCCCAAAUUCAUAAAAGAAAAGUCCAAACAAGCACACAUAAAUCCAAGGAUGAAUUAAAAAUCUCCGCUCAAAACGUUACAGAUUGUUCAAUUGAAUUGAGUUUUGCCUCUUAGUUCUUGUGCGUUGCAUUGCUCGUUUUGUGUGUCGUUCGGUACACGAGGUGGAUUUUGUUCCGAGGGUGAAAUGAACCGCAAGACAGCCGCCAAGUGGACCAGGACGUUUUUUACGUUUUUACGAGCGACGCGCUUGGGAUCAUUUUGACCGCUGCAGAUGGUGACGCCAUCGGGUCAUCGUUAAAAAGUCGCCUCAGCCCUGUUCAAAUGCUCAAGAUAAAUCAUUUCAAAAUCCACCAUCAAUGUAUACAUUGAUUUUGUUGUCAUUGUUCAGCUUUCCAGCAGAACCCUCAAUUAAAUCAAUCUUUAUCCUCA
This is a messenger RNA of Syngnathoides biaculeatus (alligator pipefish), 2298 nucleotides long. RefSeq names its product gap junction beta-1 protein-like. The transcript has 2 exons. Gene Ontology annotation, cellular component: connexin complex. The record is from RefSeq and is a predicted model, not a curated record. Gene Ontology annotation, biological process: cell communication. The coding region runs from base 710 to 1513 and encodes 267 amino acids. NCBI's taxonomy places the organism in Eukaryota, Metazoa, Chordata, Actinopteri, Syngnathiformes, Syngnathidae.